Iphiclides podalirius (scarce swallowtail) is the source of this 1200-nucleotide messenger RNA. The record is from the annotation of a GenBank genome assembly. NCBI's taxonomy places the organism in Eukaryota, Metazoa, Arthropoda, Insecta, Lepidoptera, Papilionidae.
AUGUCGGGUUUCGUGAAGAUCGCUAUCGACGAUUAUUACUCGGACAGUAAUUGGACGACGAUAAUCAACAAAUAUUGGAUGCUAGCAGAGCGAGUAUCAGAUCCACGUGUGCAAGGAUGGUUCCUCUUCGACACACCACUGCCGACUCUAGCGAUGGUCGUGGCCUACCUCAGCUUCGUGAUGGUGGCUGGACCACUUUGGAUGGCCAAUAAGAAACCGUUCAGAAUACAAAACACACUUGUAGCAUACAAUGCAGGACAAGUUUUACUCUCCUUAUACAUGUUUUAUGAGCACCUAGCGUCCGGUUGGUGGGGAGACUACAGUCUCGCUUGUCAGCCAGUGGACUACAGCGACAGCGAAAAAGCUCGGCGGAUGCUGCACCUAUGCUGGGUGUACUAUUUCUCCAAGCUAUCGGAGUUCGCCGACACGAUAUUCUUCGUGCUGCGGAAGAAGAAGAGUCAGAUCACGUGGUUGCACCUCUACCAUCACUCGCUGACGCCGUUCGAAGCGUGGCUGCUGGUCAAGUUCAUCGCUGGUGGGCACGGAACUUUCUCAAACAUCGUGAACAAUCUAGUUCACGUCAUCAUGUACAGUUACUACAUGAUGGCUGCCAUGGGACCCCAGUAUCAGAAAUAUUUGUGGUGGAAGAAGCACCUUACGACACUUCAACUUAUACAAUUCUUCAUGGUCCUCUUCCAUUCCAUCAGUGCCGUCGUGUACGACUGUGGAUAUCCAAAGCUCAUCGCUUCGGGCUUGAUACUUCACUCCAUGAUCUUCAUAGUCCUCUUCACGAACUUCUACAUCCAAGCGUACAAGAAGGACGGCGCAAAGCCAGCGGCGGUCAACAACAACAACCGUGGCGAGAGCGCGUCCAAUGGCGAGGUGAAAGCAAUGGCCAACGGCCACAUUACGACCUGCAAUGGCCACUUGGCUAAUGGACACAUGUCCAAUGGCCACGUGUCCAAUGGCCACGUGUCCAAUGGCCACGUGUCCAAUGGCCACGUUUCAAAUGGCCACAUGGCCAAUGAUCAUGUAGCUAACGGAAUGCCGCACAGAUUGACCAAGGCAAAUCUACACGCGCCGCCGAACGAUGACACUGUCUACCACGAAGCGAACGCCCACCUUAGGAAGGGCCACGCAAACGGCCACGCGAACGGCCACGUUCCAAAUUCAAAUGUGACUGAAAAAGAAAAAGUGCAA